AUGACAGAAACACAAUUGUUCAAGGUAUUCGCACGCCACAGUUUGGUCCCAAUUUCUCCGAAAGUUGGCUCCUUUGGAAGCAGGAAAAGAGAAAAAUACCGUUGCAGUGGUCACGAAGGUGGGAUAUAUGCUACAUGGACGCACACUCAGACCGGCUUUUGUUGGGGUCUUUGGUUCUUGAAACAAACAGUUAACUACAGUACCUCAAUGAAUAUAACAAUACUGUUUGCUGCAUACUUGCGUUAUUUCUCUAGAAUAUGA
Heterobilharzia americana is the source of this 261-nucleotide messenger RNA. NCBI's taxonomy places the organism in Eukaryota, Metazoa, Platyhelminthes, Trematoda, Strigeidida, Schistosomatidae. The record is from the annotation of a GenBank genome assembly.